AUGCAAUGUUUUUGUGAGUCAGGUACACAACCUCCAGACAACAGUAAUGUGUCAACAGAGCAUGGCCCAAGACCAGAUGAAGAGUUGACCGAUGUGGGUCCACAAUCUACAGACUCCUCCACACUUGGGGACACCCUUGGAGCAGGCCUGCCGUGUGGAUCUCACUGUGCGCGUUUCACGAGUGCAGGCUCAAUAGAGGCCAAGAGGUCGUGCUGGUCCUUCGAUUUGCACCGUGAUCAAGAACAAGUGCUACGUUACGUCUUGGACCCCAAAAGACCGGGCCAUGAACUUAUAGUGCGCAACAACAAUAUCUGCCUGACCCGUUUAGACUUCUGCACACUUGGCCUGCAUCAGCAGAUAGAGUCAACCAUUGGGAAUGCCUGCUUUGACAUGAUCAAGAGGAUUGCAGUAUCCAAGGGAAAGAAUGUCCACAUUGUGGAUCUUUAUGUCGGCCCCACUUGGCUGCCACCUGUUAGCAUGAACCCUAUGGCAAGUAUACCCAGCCAAGCCCAUCAGAUGGAUGCGAUUUUCAUCCCUCUGUGGACACCUGGUCACUAUCAGAUCUGUCCAUGGUCAAGUCUUUGCACAUUGGACAGCGGAGUGCCAGGAGCUGUUGAGUGGAAAUUAUUCCCCAGUGUUGAGGCUGAAGAGAAGGCGCGAGCAGGAUCCUGAGUGUCCACCCUCUGCACCUGCUACAAUCUCACAGUCAAGACAGUGUCUUGCUGAACAAAAGGGCUUCUGUGUUUUCCAGUCAUCAGCAAACUCUGGACAGAGGUGGGUUAAAAAGCAAAAUGAAUAUUUUUUUUUUUUCAACUCUAACAUCUGUUGUGUUUGUAGAGUCUUAUACCCAAAUGUUGAGCCAAUGGAAUGGCUGCAGUGUGAAACCUGCAAUGAAUGGCUACACAGACUGUGUGGGUCCAGUGCACCAUCAGAGUUGGUCGUGCGGCUGUUCAUGUAGCGCUGAUGUCCAAAGAGCUUAUAUGAUGAGCUCAUCUGUGGGAGCAGAAGGUCCAACAGGAUGUUCCUAUGGAAUCAUCCUGUAUCCCUUUCUCUCAAACAGCACCUGAAGCAGAAGAUGCUGCUUUUUAGUGAGAAGCGGACCAUUGAGAUCUGGAAAAUAACAGCGGAGGUGACUGGCUUGGGCUCAUCCAGUAGGGAAAUGGGAGCAUAUAUGAGCGCUGACUUAGUGAUGGAUGUCAUGUAUCCAGAGAUUCAUCAAAAUCCUGGAAGGCGACGGUCUGUCAAGACUUCAAUCUGAGGUCCUGAUGACCAGAGGAGGCAUCGCAUUUUAAAUAUCAUUGACCUCACGUGCUCUGGUCGGUCAGCGUUUCCAGAUCUUCUGCAUCUGCACUCUCUGUCUCUGAAUAAGCGUUUUUGGUCGUUGCUUAUUGUCUGCAUGACUUAUUUCACCUGUAU
Sander lucioperca (pikeperch) is the source of this 1416-nucleotide messenger RNA. RefSeq lists its product as uncharacterized. The record is from RefSeq and is a predicted model, not a curated record. The coding region runs from base 1 to 672 and encodes 223 amino acids. The transcript is spliced from 12 exons. Lineage: Eukaryota; Metazoa; Chordata; Actinopteri; Perciformes; Percidae.